Messenger RNA from Monomorium pharaonis (pharaoh ant), 1432 nucleotides. RefSeq names its product GPN-loop GTPase 2. The coding region runs from base 434 to 1309 and encodes 291 amino acids. The transcript is spliced from 7 exons. The record is from RefSeq and is a predicted model, not a curated record. Gene Ontology annotation, cellular component: cytoplasm. Gene Ontology annotation, molecular function: GTPase activity. NCBI's taxonomy places the organism in Eukaryota, Metazoa, Arthropoda, Insecta, Hymenoptera, Formicidae.
GUCAUCGUAAAAUCGGAGCAGGUUAUGGCAAGACUUGGAAGUUUUGGUUUGAUAAUGCGAAAGAAAUAUGAGUGAACAUACCUGUGGUAUCGUUACGAAUGGUGAUCAUCACACUGAUAUCGUUUUAAAACCCUACAGCAACCGAACUCUGUUGAUCGUAACGCACUUUAAAAAGUUUGGAACAUUGUUGACAAUAAAUCGUGAAUCCGCUAUUAAUGGUUAUAGUAACGAUGUGUUUACAAUAAAGACUAUUUUUGGCAGCGACAACAAUGAUGUUCAUGUAGCUGCCAGAUACAUAGCACAACAAAUUAACAUUGAGAAACCGUUAUUGCUGUCAAUAGCACUAAAAAAUUAUAACCUGGUGACUUUGAAAUCCAUUGUUGCUGCUAUAAAUCAAAUAAAACCAUGGUAAUGUAAUGUCAAUUGGAUCAUCAUGAGUUUAAUUUUUGGUCAGCUUGUCAUUGGCCCACCUGGUAGUGGAAAAACAACAUAUUGCAAUGCAAUGUCCAAAUUUUUGGAGUCCAUUGGAAGAAAAGUAGCUGUUAUUAAUAUUGAUCCAGCAAAUGAAAAUAUGGAGUACACUCCAGCAGCAGAUAUAUCUGAAUUGAUUAAACAUGAGGAAGUUAUGACACAUUUUGGACUUGGACCAAAUGGAGCCUUAGUUUACUGUAUGGAAUUCUUAGAAACCAAUGUCAAAUGGCUUAUUGCAAAAGUUUUAAAUUUAAAGGAUCACUAUCUUAUCUUUGACUGUCCCGGUCAAGUUGAAUUAUAUACGCAUCAUAAGUCGAUGAGUCAGAUAGCGGAAAAUUUAAACCAGAAUUUAGUGAGAUUAUGCAGUGUACAUCUUGUGGAUUCGCAUCACUGUAGUGAUCCUGGAAAAUACCUGUCCUCUUUAAUUCUCUGCACGACAGUAAUGUUACAAAUAGGUUUGCCUCAUGUAAAUAUUAUGACAAAGUUUGACGAGAUGAAAAAGUUCAGUGAUCGUCUAGCAUUUAAUGUAGAUUUUUACACCGAAGUACUGGAUUUAAAAUAUCUUUUAGAACAAUUGGAUGAAAAUCCCUUUACUGCAAAAUACAAGAAACUCAAUGCUGCGUUAGUAUCAAUAAUCGAAGACUACAGUCUCGUUAGUUUCAUACCAUUGGACGUUACUAACAAGGCGUUAUUGCUACAAGUGAAGAAUGCAGUGGAUAAGGCCAAUGGGUAUAUUUUUGGUGGUAACGAACCGCGAGACGUUCAAACGUUACUCGCAUGUGCAGUAGGAGCAGUCAGUGAAACUGAAAAAAUAUCAUCGCUGGAUGAAUAUUUAUAAACAUUGUCAUUUUUUUAAGAGUAAACUGUAACAUACAUCCAUUAACAUUACAUUCAUUUUUACAUAACAAUAUAUCUUGCUGUAAUUUUUAUAAAUAAUAAAUGUUGAUAAAAGUGCUACAUA